UUCAAAAGGCGUAACUGAGAGACGUCGAGGUUUACCAUUUUUAACCCCCAAAAAAUUCAAAAUUAGGGCAACGGCUUCUCAACCCGUCUCUAUUGUCUUCCACCCAAAUUUGGAUCGACGUCCGGCCUCCGGAGCACUUCAAGUAUGCCGUCGACUCGCAGCUGUCCUUGCCUAAACACCCACCUCUCGCCGCUGAAGAAGAUAUCUCUUUCUCGAACCGACUCACUCCUGCAGCCGGAGCUCGACCUUCUGUUUGCGCUCCCUAAAGUCCGCCCGACCUUGUGGCGCGCUGAUCUAGUUGUGGUGCUUUCUGUGGUAGGUGAAAUUUCAAAUUGUGUUGGAAGUUCUGAUCUCGCCAAGGAUUUCUGCUUCUGCAAGCCUUUUGAACAAUUUUUGAUCUUUUUGGUUGAAGUUGUUUGCUUAAUUGACGAUCCUGGAAAUUUAGGGUUUUGUCUGCAGACUUGAGCUUGCCAGGAACACAGAGAGAGAGAGAGUGGGAGAUUGAGAAAUGAGUUGCUUUCCUUGUUUCUUGAGGAAGAGGAUCCCAAAGGAGGAACUAUCUCGCAUUGUAAGCGGCACAGAUAAAAAUGAGCUCAGGAAAAAGCCUGAGUAUGUGGCACAAAAAUCCACAGAAGCAACUCGAAAAGAUGCUGGAAAUGGUAAUAUUGCAUCGCAGACUUCCACAGAAGCAACAACAAGAGAUGCUGGAAAUGGAAAUAUUGAAGCUCGAAAUUUCACAUUCCGUGAGCUGGCUGCGGCUACCAAGAAUUUCCGGGCUGAAUGUCUGUUGGGUGAAGGAGGGUUCGGCAGAGUUUAUAAGGGUCACCUUGAGAACCUUGGACAGGUGGUGGCGGUUAAGCAGCUUGACAGGAAUGGAUUCCAAGGGAACAAAGAAUUCAUUGUCGAAGUGAUGAUGCUUAGUCUCCUCCAUCAUGAAAAUCUAGUCAAGCUUAUUGGCUAUUGCGCUGAUGGUGCUCAAAGACUUUUGGUAUAUGAAUACAUGUCCUUGGGCUCCUUAGAAGACCAUCUCCUCGAUAUAUCGCCGGAGCAGAAACCUCUAAACUGGUACACUAGGAUGAAAAUAGCAUAUCAUGCUGCUCAAGGUCUAGAGUAUUUGCACGAGGAGGCCAACCCGCCAGUGAUCUACCGUGACCUCAAAUCAUCCAAUAUCCUACUUGACGAAGAUUUCAAUGCAAAAUUGUCUGAUUUUGGUCUUGCGAAAUUGGAUCCCAUGGGAGAUGAAAUUCAUGUUUCUUCGAAGGUGAUGGGCACUUAUGGGUACUGUGCGCCUGAGUAUGCUAGAACAGGUGAACUUACAGUGAAGGCAGAUGUAUACAGUUUCGGAGUUGUGUUGCUCGAGCUGAUCACAGGGAGGAGUGCAAUUAACACGUUGAAGCCAACAAGUGAACAGAAUCUUGUCUCUUGGGCGAUGCCAAAAUUCAAAGAUCAAAAGAGGUUCAAAGAACUAGUUGAUCCACUCUUGAAUGAAGAUUAUCCAGCAAAUGGCUUGAGCCAAGCAGUUGCUGUUGCUGCAUUAUGCCUUCAAGAAGAGGCUACCUCUCGCCCAUUUAUGGCUGAUGUGGUCACCGCACUACAUGUUCUUGUAGACACUCCACGAGUGUAAACCAUUCUCCAUCAUCAAGAUCCAACUUUUAAGCAUUGGAUGUUAUCAUUUGUAGAUGAGAAGAAUGUCAGGGAACCAAAUAGUUGAAAGUGGCUCUUCUAACAUAUCGUUGUUGUUGUCGGAUGAUGUUGUGCAUUGAAAACAUGUUAGGGGUUUUAGUUUAUUGCCUUAACCUUCCUCUUACAACUCUGUAAGGUCGCUUAUGUCACAAGUAAACAUGAUAUGAUUUUGAAAGGUAAACACUAGUUUUCAGUUUGUUGACUAUGCAUCUCAAA
Molecule: messenger RNA, 1899 nt
Organism: Zingiber officinale
Lineage: Eukaryota; Viridiplantae; Streptophyta; Magnoliopsida; Zingiberales; Zingiberaceae
Product: probable serine/threonine-protein kinase PBL26
Exons: 5
Coding region: 509-1624 (371 amino acids)
Biological process (GO): protein phosphorylation
Molecular function (GO): protein kinase activity; ATP binding
Source: RefSeq, a predicted model, not a curated record